AUGACUUCUUUUCCUUCGUGUUUGCAGCGUGACGGCCGAGUGAUGGUGGAUGUCGGUGGGACGAAUGUGUAUGCUUUUCAAAUGCGGUCGAACGAUGGACACUAUCACGUGCUGAAUGUGGAGCGUAAGGGAGACACGAUGAUUGUCACACAAGAUUCGGAAGUGAUCCGUGUCCAUCUGCCUGAUCUUGUAAGUCCUGCAGACAGAAGUAUUGUGUACACUCAUCUUCACGUUGCGGCCGAUGAGAAGAAGUCUGACAUAUUUCGGGGAGUCAUUGGAGGUGAGUUGGUCGAAUCAGUGUCUGGUCUGCCAUGA
Dicrocoelium dendriticum is the source of this 315-nucleotide messenger RNA. The record is from the annotation of a GenBank genome assembly. NCBI's taxonomy places the organism in Eukaryota, Metazoa, Platyhelminthes, Trematoda, Plagiorchiida, Dicrocoeliidae.